AAGGAUGCGCUUUCUAAAUUUUGGGCAUCAUACAAAACUGUGUCUGGCGAGCACGAUGACGACAUGUUGGAGAGGUGUAAUGAAAAUAUGGAUAUAGUCCUGAUUUUCGCUGGUCUCUUCUCCGCUGUCAAUACCGCGUUCAUCAUUGCAAUGCAGCCAAAUCCUAUCGACACCACCAACCUUCUAUUGAUACAACUUACCCAGAUCACAUUGAAUGGUUCUUCUGCCACCCAGCCAACGAUUAUUUGCCCAUCUAUUGGUUACUCUUCUUCCAAAUCCUGGAUGCAGGGACUUGCAUAUGCGAGCCUUGCAUUUAGUCUUCUCGCUGCCUAUGGUGCUGUCAUGGGCAAACAAUGG
Molecule: messenger RNA, 357 nt
Organism: Suillus clintonianus
Lineage: Eukaryota; Fungi; Basidiomycota; Agaricomycetes; Boletales; Suillaceae
Exons: 2
Source: RefSeq, a predicted model, not a curated record